GUUCCCUCAGACUGCAUGAGAGCGCACUGCACGAAUUCAUUUGGUCUACACAAGAAGUGAUGGAGCCGCGCGCUUCACGUGCGCAGUGCGUGUCACCGCACUUUUUCGGGCAGCAAGUGCGUUAUGGACGUGUCAAUUUCGCGCGCGAGAGAGGAGGAAGGUGACUGCGCGUGAGUGAACACCGCGAAGUGAAUGCCGCAUCUGUUUCUGGCUGUGCCAGCCGCCAAGUGGGAAUGGAUACCGGCUACUUCCUGGCGGGGACCUGCUUGGUGCUGCUGUCGCUCAACGGGUUCGUCUUUCCCUCGCAGGCGACGGGCUUUUGUCCCGACCGAUGUGACUGUCAGAACCCGCAGCACCUCAUGUGCACCAAUCGAGGCUUGCGCUCUCUGCCGCAACCCGUUGCGCGGGAGCCCGGAGAGGUGCUCAUCUUCAGCCUAGGUGGUAACUUCAUUGGUAACAUCUCCGCCUUUGACUUCAGACGGUACAGUAAUCUCGUACGGUUGAAUUUGCAAUACAAUCAGAUACAAACUAUUCACCCCAAAGCAUUUGAGAAACUCAACAAGUUGGAGGAGCUGUACUUGGGACAUAAUGGGUUAUUGAAUAUACCCGCUGGUGCUCUACAACCCCUAAAGAAAUUAACUAUUCUUUGUGGAAAUAAUAACAAUAUUAGGAAAAUCACACCGGAGCUCUUUACUAAUUUGGAUAAACUUGUUAAAUUGCGGCUGGAUGACAACUCAAUAGACGUUCUGCCGGACUUUGUGUUUAAAAGUUUGACCAGCCUACAUUAUCUCCAUCUGGAAUCCAACAAAGUGCAGCAUAUUCACAGAAACGCGUUCUCUGACCUCUCCAACCUGCGCUUUCUAAACCUGGCCCAGAACAAGCUGUCAGCCGUGCGCAAUGCAGUCACCUUCUCCCAACUCACAGCGCUGACCACUCUGCUGCUGUCUGAAAAUGAGAUCCAGCACGUUGGGAACCGCGCCUUCCAAAACCUGAAAAAGCUGUCAAAACUGUCCCUCAGCGACAACAGAAUCUCUCGGCUGGACAGCGGGGCUCUGAAGGGGCUGUGGAGGCUCAGAGAGCUUCAGAUCGACGGCAACGAGCUGGAGGAAAUCCCCGCCGGGGUCCUGAACUCUCUGGAGCGCAUCGAGGAGCUGGACUUCAGCCGCAACCGGAUUUCCAGCGUGGACUCCUCUGCCUUUUCCCAACUCAAACACCUGAGGGUACUCAAGCUGAAGAACAACGCGCUCACCAGCCUGUCCGGGGACAUUUUCGCCCUCAACAACUUGCUUGGCGACCUGGAUCUCCAUGGCAACAAGUGGACGUGCGACUGUCGACUGGAGGAGCCGAAAAGGUGGAUGACUGCUGCGCAUUCCCAGGGCGAAUUGUUGAGUGUUUUGGUGCAGUGUCACCGCCCGGCAUCACUGAAGGGGAAAUAUCUGGACUAUGUGAACAGCUCCCAGCUGCAGCCUCUCGGGAACUGGACCCACUUGUGCAGGAGCCAGGUUGAGCCCGAGGAGAGCCGGGGAGGGCACGCGUUGGUAAAGGUGGAGGAAAAAGAGGUCAGGAUGGUGGAUACAAUGAAGCAGAUGGGCGGAGGUGAAGAAGUGCAGGCGGAGGAGACGGAAGGCGUUGGUUUGAGGCAGGCGUAUAGGGAUGGAGUCAUCAGGAAGGAAGAGCGGGAGGAGAGGAAGAAGGCAGGAGCGGAGGAGGUGGGAAUCCAAGGAGACCAAAGGGUUCUUGCGGGGGCAGAGUCCUCAUCUACACAUGAAAGAAAGAAACCAAAGAAAGAGCCGCUCGGCCCAAGGUCACGACCUGCUGCAGAGGCUGCUGGUAGACGAGCCAAAGGUAGACGCAGGUCAAAUGGCGGCCCCAGAACCGAUCCAACAGGUCACGCCGGAAACCAUGUCAGGAACUCCACAAAUCCAAACGCAUGGCCCACCACCACUCCACCGGUCCGCCCAGGAGAAAAGUUUGAUCUUCUGAGGUCGUCGGAUCAGGAAGAGGCUCCGCCUGUGAUCACAGAUCCUUGUCUGUUCAACCGCCACAUCAUCACCAAUGUUUCAGUGGCUCAAGUGACAUCCAGUACUGUCACCAUCUACUGGACCACCAAAGACCACCGGCGCUACGCGCCAGGACUCGGACAGGGCCAAGAUAAAGUCCAGUACCGGAUUCUGUUCGACCGCUUUGGCCACGCGGAUCGCUUCCCCCGCUACGUGUACGCCGUUGGCACGGCUCGCGCCGUGACCCUCCGAGAACUCAGCGCUGACGUGACCUACAUGGUGUGCGUGGAAGGCGUAGUCGGGGGCUCCGUGUGUCAAGUUGCUCCCCGUGACCACUGUGCCGGUCUGGUGACUCUACCCGAGGUGCCCGGGCGUGGAGGCACGCUGACCUCCGACCUCCAGCUGGUGACGGUGGCCACACUGGCCGGGAACGCCGCGCUGCUGCUGGUCAUUGGCGGCUUCUGGCUGGGGCGCCGCCUGAAGCGGAGGCUGCAGAGGAGGAAGUCGGCCGUGCACGUGCGGCGCAUGUACUCCACGCGGAGGCCGUUUCGCCCGGGCGCGGCGGCGGCGGCGGCCCCUCUGUCCGCCGACUUCACCAGCUACCAGAGCAGCUACCAGAGCAGCCGUCAGGCGCGCCUCCCCCCCCUAGAGGAAGGGGACCUCAUCGAGUUCCCUUGUGAGCGCUUUAUGGACGGAAGCAUGCAGAGAUUCUCUGACUAGAGCGGAGACACUUCUCCCAUUUUUGCUUUGCCUGCAGUCUUAUCCCCUCUUCACAUAUAUGUCAUGGGUGUUUAUGGACGAGGCAACAGUUUCACCUGUUAGUGUCUCGGGUUCCAAUUCGACCAAGAGAAACGCUUUUGGGCUGACAAUAGAAAAGCUGAGCUCAUCAGUACCUUUUCCAACACGGGGAGGAAGUCGAAUCCCUCUGACUUCCUCUUCCUGCUUUUGGGCCUUUCCUGUUUCAUUUCCUUGCACCUGCGAGUGUUCUUAUUUGUGCAACUUGAUCAUUUGGUGUGUGCGCAUACGCAUGAAUGGUUGCUCACUGAUUUCAACUACGGUGCUAAUGUUGAGUUCGUAGACAUCACGUUGUCUUGUUGUGUUUUGUACAGUGUGUAAUGAUGGCUGCUGGUUGGCAGGGAAAACGAUUGGUUUUGUAAUACAUCUAUCUGGUUUUAUACUUUUAUAUAUGAUUCUGCAUUACAUGAAGAAGUAAAAUCCCAUACAAUGUGAUUGAUUGGUCGUUUCUUUUUUUUGCAUGAUUUACCCUUCAUAAAAGAUGACUUUGAAAUAUCUACCAUGUAAACCUCUGAUUAUUUAAAGAACAAAGGGAUAAUAGGUCUAGAGGGAUUCAUGAGUAGUUUUUUGUACAUUCAUAUAUUUACAGGCAAGACAUAAUCAUUUUUAUUAUAUAGUUUAGAAAUAAUAUCAUAAUUUGGCAUCUCGGGGAUACUAUAAAUGUUUUGGAUAUUGUUUUUAAAAGUCCAAAUGGAACACUGGUAACC
Molecule: messenger RNA, 3502 nt
Organism: Pungitius pungitius (ninespine stickleback)
Lineage: Eukaryota; Metazoa; Chordata; Actinopteri; Perciformes; Gasterosteidae
Gene: tril
Product: TLR4 interactor with leucine-rich repeats
Exons: 1
Coding region: 234-2720 (828 amino acids)
Biological process (GO): regulation of cytokine production involved in immune response; toll-like receptor 4 signaling pathway
Cellular component (GO): lipopolysaccharide receptor complex; extracellular matrix
Molecular function (GO): protein binding; lipopolysaccharide binding
Source: RefSeq, a predicted model, not a curated record